This is a messenger RNA of Neolamprologus brichardi, 2063 nucleotides long. The record is from RefSeq and is a predicted model, not a curated record. Lineage: Eukaryota; Metazoa; Chordata; Actinopteri; Cichliformes; Cichlidae.
UUAACAGCAGGCUAACUCUUUAAACCGGGGCUCCGAGAGCCUCGCGUUCGUGCCGGCUGUCACUCAGCGCCUGUUUGUGGUUGUUGUGGUGUGAGUCUGACUGACACGCCCUGGAAAAUAACAGCGUUUCUGCCUUUCUCUGCAUUCCUGCUUUCCUCCCGUCUGGCCUUUCGUUUCGAGCUCUCCGUCUUGUUUUUUCGCUCUGCUGCUCGGUGACUCAUUGUUCUAAGCCUCUGUGUCUCAGCUGGUGGAUCAAACCAGUCUCAGCUCAGAUGGGGGGAGCACCAGGUGUCCAGAUUGGGCCUGAUGAAAAAUGGAAAUGGACGUUUUCAACAACAAGGAUCUGGGCGUGCAUCCUAAUGCUGUCAUCCAUCUCCACCUGGGAGCGUCCAGUGAAUCGACCGCCCGAGCUGCUCUACCCGCAGGCCGAUGUGGCGGAGCGCCUGGCGCUCGGCGGCAGUGACGACACGCUGGCCAACGGCAUGAAGCCUGACCUGGAGGCGGCUAAACGUCUCGCCAAACGCCUCUACAACCUGGAGGGCUUCAGGAAGUCUGACGUCGCUCGCCAGCUCAGCAAGAAUAACGAGUUCAGUCAGAUGGUGGCCGAGGAAUAUCUCACCAACUUUGACUUCACGGGUCUGACCAUCGACCAGGCGCUCAGGACGUUUCUGAGGCAGUUUGCUCUGAUGGGGGAAACUCAGGAGAGAGAGAGAGUCCUCGCUCAUUUCUCCAGGAGGUACCGACAGUGCAGCUCGGAGAGCCUGACCAGCGAAGACAGCGUCCACACUCUGACCUGUGCCAUCAUGCUGCUGAACACGGACCUGCACGGAAACGUGAGUGAACCCGAGCCGUCGGCCGAUUGGUCGUUACGUUUAAUAGCGUUCCCGCGAGUUUCCCCCUGUUUCAUGUCAGCUGCUGCUUCCUUGUUGAAAGUUUGGACUUUUCUUAUCUGUUGGAUCCCGACUCAAACCGCCCAGAUGAUCGGCGUCAACAGCAUCCACUCCACGGGCCGCAUGCGCUCGCGCUCGCUGUGCUCGGUCCGGAGCGGGCGGGACUCGAGGGACAACGACCCGUUCAGGUAUCCCAGGACCCCCCGCUCCCGCUCCCUCAAACCGCUGGCCUUCCCCGACCUGCUGGGAAAAACCCAGGAUGGGCAGCAGCACCCGCAGAGCCGCAAGAAGAAGACGCUGUACAGCUCCAUCAAGAACGAGAAGCUGCAGUGGACCAUUGAUGAAGAGGAGUUGAGGAAGUCCAUGUCGGAGUUGGCGGACAUUCGAACAGACUCCGCCUCCCACACCAUGAAACGCCUCGGGAGUAGUGGAAACCCGCUGGUGGGCGUGGCCCAUCAGGCCGAUGGCGAGCUGUACAAGAGCGGCUUCCUGGUCCGCAAAGUCCACGCCGACCCCGACGGGAAGAGAACGCCGCGGGGGAAGAGGGGGUGGAAGUCCUUCUACGCCAUGCUGAAGGGUAUGGUCCUCUACCUGCAGAAGGACGAGUACCGAGCUGAGAAGGAGCUGACGGAGGAGGACGUGAAGAACGCCGUGUCCAUCCAUCACUCUCUGGCCAUGCGGGCCGCCGAUUACAGCAAGAGGCCCAACGUGUUCUACCUGAGGACCGCCGACUGGAGGGUCUUCCUGUUCCAGGCCCCGAACGCCGAGCAGAUGCAGUCGUGGAUCACGCGCAUCAACGUAGUGGCGGCCAUGUUUUCUGCUCCCCCGUUCCCGGCCGCGAUCGGGUCCCAGAAGAAGUUCAGCCGUCCUCUACUGCCGGGAUCCAACACUAAACUGUCACAGGAGGAGCAGGUCAAAUCUCACGAGAACCGUUUCAGGGCGGUGUCCUCUGAGCUGUCUGACCUCACCGCCGCUACGCCGGACCGAAAGGUGAAAGGUCGUGAGCUGGAGGAGCAGAAACUCCGACAGGAGUACCUGGAGUUUGAGGUGAGGAGGUUAAAAUAACACGCAGGAAGUAUUUCAGUACUCUGAAUCUGCACCUUAUUAUGGAGGACCAAAGCUGCCAAAAAUAAAUGUUUACAAAAUAAUUUUUAAAUGCAUUUCAAUGAAAUA